UUUAAGGAAAAAACUUCCUGCGAGAGGAGAAGCGUGCCAACCUCCGGUUUGAGCCCAGUGUCUCCUAAAGCAAGAAGCGCAGAGAGCGAGACAUUUUGAAAUUGUUCCCCUCAUCUUUGCGGAUAUCUAUACAAAUUUGUAACCACGGCUUCAAAGGUGGACAACGUUUUUUCCUCUCUAUCCCUGCAUUUCUUCAAGAAAGAAAUGGAAGAGGGCUCCAGUUCUCCGGUCUCCCCUGUGGAUAGUCUAGUGACCAGCGAGGAGGAGCUGGACAGACAGCAGAAACGCUUCGCGAGGAAGAGGAGACACAGUAAAAAGUCCAGCGAGGACAGCAGCGGCAGCAGCCCGGGUUCGGUGAAACGGGGGAAAAAACCAAGUCCUAGCAGCACUCAGUCGUACGAGGAGCUGCAGAACCAGCGGGUCCUGGCCAACGUCCGGGAGAGGCAACGGACUCAGUCUCUGAACGAGGCCUUUGCGUCUUUGCGCAAAAUUAUCCCCACGCUCCCCUCGGACAAACUGAGCAAGAUACAGACGCUGAAGCUCGCCUCCAGAUACAUUGAUUUUCUCUGUCAGGUGCUGCAGAGUGACGAGAUGGACAGCAAGAUGUCCAGCUGCAGCUACGUAGCGCACGAAAGACUCAGUUACGCGUUCUCCGUGUGGAGGAUGGAGGGCGCUUGGUCUAUGUCAGCAUCUCACUAGCAGCCAGAGACCUUCACUUACUAUGCCAAAGCGACUGUUUACUUCUACAAAGUAUGAAGAUCAAAGGUAUUAUUGCAGAACCCAUCGACCUCAGAGGCAUGGCGGAGAGACGUAAUGUGACCCACAACUACAAAGUGUUGGGGAGCGUGUGUGUGGAUGCAGAUUCAUCACACUGACUGUUUCUGACUGUCCGGAGCUGUUUGUGGCAGAGAGGGAGGAAAGAAGUCAGAGCGUCCUGCGACGUGUGUAGGCCAGAAGAAUUUCAGCAAAGCCAUCCCUUAAUCGUCUUUAGAAGGAGAUAUAUUUUGUUUUCUUUAUUUUGUUUUUUUUUUCCAAAGACUUUAAA
This is a messenger RNA of Toxotes jaculatrix (banded archerfish), 1045 nucleotides long. RefSeq names its product twist2 (gene twist2). Gene Ontology annotation, molecular function: RNA polymerase II transcription regulatory region sequence-specific DNA binding; protein dimerization activity; DNA-binding transcription factor activity, RNA polymerase II-specific. NCBI's taxonomy places the organism in Eukaryota, Metazoa, Chordata, Actinopteri, Toxotidae. The coding region runs from base 205 to 699 and encodes 164 amino acids. The record is from RefSeq and is a predicted model, not a curated record. The transcript is spliced from 2 exons. Gene Ontology annotation, biological process: regulation of transcription by RNA polymerase II; developmental process.